Diceros bicornis minor is the source of this 872-nucleotide messenger RNA. RefSeq names its product interferon induced transmembrane protein 5 (gene IFITM5). Gene Ontology annotation, cellular component: plasma membrane. The record is from RefSeq and is a predicted model, not a curated record. The transcript is spliced from 2 exons. Gene Ontology annotation, biological process: bone mineralization; bone morphogenesis. NCBI's taxonomy places the organism in Eukaryota, Metazoa, Chordata, Mammalia, Perissodactyla, Rhinocerotidae. Bases 79 to 477 code for a protein of 132 amino acids.
GCGGCGGGCGCUAUAAGCGGCCUGGGGCGCCCACCCUCGGAGUGGAGUCUGCGCGAGGCUGAGACGGCGCUGGAACCCAUGGACACGUCGUACCCACGCGAGGACCCUCGGGCCCCCCGCAAGGCGGACGGCGCCGCCCACACAGCCCUUGCGCUGGGGACGCCGCGCCCCCCGCCUCGGGACCACCUGAUCUGGUCGAUGUUCAGCACCCUCUACCUGAACCUGUGCUGCCUUGGCUUCCUGGCGCUCGCCUACUCCAUCAAGGCCCGAGACCAGAAGGUGGCCGGAGACCUGGAGGCAGCCCGGCGUCUCGGCUCCAGAGCCAAGUGCUACAACAUCCUGGCCACCAUGUGGACCCUGGUGCCCCCUCUGCUGCUCCUGGCACUGGUGGUGACUGGCGCCCUGCACCUGUCCCGGCUGGCCAAGGACUCUGCUGCCUUCUUCAGCACCAAGUUCGACGACUCAGACUAUGACUGAGGGGCUGCACCCUGUCCCCGUCCUGACCCAGGGACCCCAGUCCCCAGGGUGCUGCCCCAGGGGCUCCAUCCUGACCCCCUGGAAGCCCAACUCGACUAUAGGGCCUGCUGCCCACCGCCCCCGCCUGGGCACCCUGAAGACCCCCUUUGGAUCCCAGGGGCUGCACUCCAACCUCCGUGGCUCUGAUCCCCUAACUCCCUGCACCCCCAGACCCUCCCUCCCCACUCACCAGUCUCAGACUCGUUUCACAAUUAAAAGUGCCUGGUUCCAAAAGUGCCUCCUGGGGUGGGGGAGGGUGUCCUCCUGAGGGAGCUAUGCUAGAGACCACUGCAGCCAAACCCCGUGGACUGACCCCAGUGUCGACGGGAGGGACACCCCCUUCUGUCUGCUUGGCU